UCACCCUAAUUAACAUUUCCUGACCAAUCGCGGACGCGAAGACUUCAAACUUUUCUACAGGGGAAAAGCAGCCAAUGAGGAGUCUGCUUUCUUGAACGGAAGAAACGAAACGAAGACCCCGCCCUGUCGUUCGGCUCCGCCGGUAGAGCAAAUCGAACGCACACCGCACGGCGGGCUGGAGCUGUCAGCUGUAGCAGCAGCAGCACUCUCAGCAGUACCAACCAGCUCGACAGAGACACCCGGAAGGCACGAAAGUCAAUUUGGGAGCGCAGCAUGAAUCGUUUUAAGACCUCCAAAUUCAAAAACACGACACCGAAGGUUUCCAAGAAAGAUGGAUGGAUCAACAAUGUCCAUGCUGGCUCCUUCUCCUGCCAAGGGAACCACAUCAAAGCAAGCUCCAAGCUGGUGGCUUUCAACACUGAUCAGGCUGGUGGUGGGAUGGUGGGCCUGACCACAGUCGACCCUGCUGAUGGCCAAUGGACUGUCACCCAGAUAUCCUGCCAUUCUGAUCUGGUGACUGAUAUGGACUUUUCUCCCUUUGAUGACAGUCUUCUGGCUACUUGCUCUGGAGAUGGAACAGUAAAGCUGUGGCAUUUGUGUGAUCCUGAGAAGGAGCAGCCCAGCAGUCCUGACCUGACCCUUCAGCCAGGUCAGGGCCGACUGGAGCUGGUGCACUUCCAUCCCACCUCCUCAGGCCUGCUGGCUGUGGGAACCACUAAGGCUCCCCUGAUUUGGGACACCAGCAAACAAGAUGUGCCUCUAGCAGCAUUGGAGCAACACAGCGACCAGCUGCAAAGUCUCACCUGGAAACGGGACGGCUCCCUGCUUGCAUCCUCCAGCAAGGACAAGAUGCUGAGAGUGUUUGAUCCCAGAGCCCAGCUGACACCUGUUCAGAGUGCUAAGAGCCUUCAGAGCAACAAGGAUUCCCGCAUCCUGUGGGCCAAAGACGAACUUUUACUGACCACAGGAUUCGAUACGAUGCGAAACCGUGAGGUGAGACUUUGGGAUAGCCGGAAGCUUUCCUCUUCAAUCAGCUCGCUGUCGUUUGGCACCUCCAGUGGGAUGCUGGUCCCUCUGCUGGAUGAUGACACUGGCCUCCUAUUGCUCGCUGGCUUUGGAGACACUGCAGUUGAGUGCUAUGAAGUCUCCGCCUCUGAGCCUUUCUUAACUCAAGUGAGUCACUGCCUGACUGAUGCUUCAACAAGAGGCGUCGCCAUGGUACCAAAACUGGCCUUGGAUGUCCUGUCCUGUGAAGUCAUGCGUGUUCUUCAGCUGACAGACAGCUGCAUCGUGCCCAUCAGCUACCAAGUCCCCCGCAAGAACUCAGGCCAUGAAUUUCAUGAUGACCUUUACCCGGAUACGGUGGGCACGACUCCAGCCAUGUCUGCAGAGGAGUGGUGGCAGGGGGGAAAAAAGCAGGUGGGAAAAGUUAGCCUGCACCCUGACAAGAAACCCAAACCCUCAGCAAAACAAGCACCAGUUAAGAAGGAGCCACCCAGUGGAGGAAAUAAAGAGGAUCAGCCUCGUGGCUCCUCCUCCAGUAGUCCAAUAAGCACCCCCAGCAGCAGUGCUGCCCCAUCCCGCUCUCCUUCCUCUACGUCUGGUCUCUCCUCAGGCUUCCUCCCUAGCCCAAGCCAGAAUGUUAAGGCAAUCCAAAACCUGAUGGGACCAACAUCCAAAUUCCGACAUAUCCAGGGUGCGGUGAUGCACCGGGACAAGCACAUCACCAACAUCCGCAACCUGAAUCUAACCACACCAGGAGAGUGUGACGGCUUCUGUGUGAACAGCCAACGUGUUGCGGUGCCACUCGCCAUCUCAGGAGGCCAGAUUGCUGUUUUUGAGCGCUCUGGGCCAGGGCGGCAGCCUGACUCGGCUCUACCCACCAUCCAAAACUCUGUAAACGUGGCCGACUUGUCUUGGGACCCCUUUGACACACACAGACUGGCAGUGGCUGGAGAUGAUGCUAAAAUCCGGCUGUGGCAGGUACCUAAAGGUGGGCUGAAAGACACCCUGACUGAGCCUGAGCUCGUCUUACAAGGUCACACUGAGAAGAUUUACUCCAUCAAGUUUCACCCUCUUGCCAGCGGAGUCUUGGUGUCCUCAUCCUACGAUCUCACAGUCAGACUGUGGAACCUGGAGAGCGGGGAGCAGGUCAAGGUUCUCACUGGACAUCAGGACCAGGUGUUUGGAAUUGCAUGGAGCCCUGACGGCAAGCUGCUGGCAACUGUUUGCAAGGAUGCGAAAGUUCGCAUCUAUGACCCCCGCAAAUCGACAUCACCUGUGCAAGAAGGACCGGGUCCGGAGGGCCACAGAGGGGCUCGUGUGGUCUGGGUGCUGGAUGGAAAGUACCUGCUGGUGUCAGGAUUUGACAGUCGCAGUGAAAGAGAACUUUACCUGUUCUCUGCUGACUCCCUGUCCUCUGGGCCUGUUGCCAGUACUGCUCUGAAUGUGUCCCCCUCCACACUCAUCCCUUUUUACGACCCUGACACCAGCGUCGUGAUUCUCACUGGAAAAGGAGACACCAGAGUCUACAUCUAUGAGGUGGUCCCAGAAGAUCCAUAUUUUAUUGAAUGCAGCAGUUUUAACUCUCCUGAGCCUCAUAAGGGACUGGCCUUUUUACCUAAAACCGAGUGCAACGUGCGAGAUGUAGAAAUAGCUGUGGGAAUGAUGCUCACCAAGACCACAGUGGAGCCUGUAGUCUUCAGAGUGCCCCGUGUUAAAAAAGAGUUCUUCCAGGAUGACGUGUUCCCAGACACGGCAGUGUGGUGGGAGCCUGCACUCACCGCCGCUGCCUGGCUCUCCGGCUCCAACGGCCAGCAUAAAAAGCUCAGCCUGAAGCCAAAAGACAUGACGCCAGUGAGCGAGGCCCCCAAAGAGGCUCCAGUGAGAAAAUACCUCCCCUCUUCUGUUUACUUGGAGGAAAAAACAGAUGAACAGAAAAAAGAUGAGCUCCUGAGUGCCAUGGUGGCUAAGCUGGGUAAUAUGGACGACCCGCUGCCCCAAGAGUCCUUUGAAGGUGUGGAUGAAGAGGAGUGGGACGAUUAAGCGGAAUAUCAUCGUCUGAUCUUUGCUUAAAGUCACAGUGUCAACGGCAGAGAGGAGAGAACAGCUCAAGAUUUUAUGUUGCCAUUCAUGUUUAAGCGCAUCACCCAAACACCUUCUGAGCAGAACAAACACUGCAGCCUACGAAUAAAAGAAAAUUUACAUUACAACUGAACUU
Messenger RNA from Cyprinodon variegatus (sheepshead minnow), 3220 nucleotides. RefSeq names its product coronin-7-like (gene coro7). Bases 274 to 3045 code for a protein of 923 amino acids. The transcript has 28 exons. Gene Ontology annotation, molecular function: protein binding. Lineage: Eukaryota; Metazoa; Chordata; Actinopteri; Cyprinodontiformes; Cyprinodontidae. The record is from RefSeq and is a predicted model, not a curated record.